AUGAGCUCUCGUAGAGAAACUACUGAAUCUGAACGUUUAUUGGUUGUAAAAUGGUCGAAAGAGGGCAAAUCUCUUCGAGAAAUCGCUUCGUUGAUUGGUGUAUUUCAUGGUUGUGUUCAAAAAAUACUACAGAAGUAUAAAAAAACUGGAUCUGUGGCCAAUAUUCCUGGAAGAGGACGUAAAGAAACACUGAGUACUACAGCGAAGAGGAAGAUCAUUCACUCAGUAAAGAAAGAUCGACUUACCCUUCACCAAUAUGGGUUUAAUGGCCGUACACCAAUACGAAAGCCACUCAUCAACAAUGGACGAUUUAAAAUAUGGAGAGAAGCUGGGAAAGCACUGGCACCUAAAAACACCAUUAAGACAGUCAAGUUCGGAGGUGGAUCUGUCCUCGUUUGGGGUUGUAUGGCGGCUGGAGGAGUUGGAGAGCUUGCUUUUAUUGAUGCCCAGUCUCCAGACCUAAAUGUCAUCGAAAAUUUGUGGUCGCAAUUAGAGAAAGCUGUACAUGAGCACGAAAUCACAAGCAAGGAAGUUCUCAAGAAGGUUCGGAGAGGAGAAUGGGUUAAAUUUUCUGUUGAAACCGCUAAAACACUAGUAGAAUCACUGCCCAGAAGAUUACAAGCUGUAAUUCAAGCAAAAGGUUAUGCAACGAAAUAUUAA
Messenger RNA from Argiope bruennichi, 660 nucleotides. RefSeq lists its product as uncharacterized. Gene Ontology annotation, molecular function: DNA binding. Gene Ontology annotation, biological process: regulation of DNA-templated transcription. The coding region runs from base 1 to 660 and encodes 219 amino acids. NCBI's taxonomy places the organism in Eukaryota, Metazoa, Arthropoda, Arachnida, Araneae, Araneidae. The record is from RefSeq and is a predicted model, not a curated record. The transcript is spliced from 3 exons.